UUUAAGAGUUUGAUGUUGCAUUCGAUUUUAAUCGUUCUACUUUUCACGGUGGGUUUUCCAUUGCAGACUGGAAAUAGCAAAGGCUAUGCCUUUGUGGAGUUUGAGUCUGAUGAUGUUGCCAGGAUAGUUGCUGAAACAAUGAACAACUACCUUUUUGGUGAAAGACUCUUGCAGUGUUGUCUUAUACCACCUGAAAAAGUACAUAAAGAACUUUUUAAAGGUUGGAAUACUCCAUUUAAACAGCCGUCACAUCCAGCAGUGAAACGGUAUAAUCAGAAGCGGACACUUACACAAAGGCUAGAGAUGGAGAAGCGCUUUAAAAAGAAGGAAAAAUUACUCAGGAAAAAAUUGGCUAAGAAAGGAAUUGAUUAUAAUUUUCCUUCAUUGGGCCCCACACCAGUUUGUACACCAACAUUUUUGGAGAAGCGAAAAUCUGAAGUGGCUGAAAUGAAUGAUGAUGAUAAAGAUAAUGAAAUAGUUUUCAAACAGCCCGAAUCCAGUGUAAAAGAAGAAAUACAAAAGACUCAAACACCAACAUGUUCACAGAAAAAAAGGCGAAGAAAAAGCAAUCAGUGAUUCCGAAUGUAUUAUGUAUGAUAUUUCUUCUCAAAAAUGUGAUUUUGUUUUG
Messenger RNA from Propithecus coquereli (Coquerel's sifaka), 628 nucleotides. RefSeq names its product nucleolar protein interacting with the FHA domain of MKI67 (gene NIFK). The transcript is spliced from 3 exons. Gene Ontology annotation, cellular component: nucleolus. Gene Ontology annotation, biological process: maturation of LSU-rRNA from tricistronic rRNA transcript (SSU-rRNA, 5.8S rRNA, LSU-rRNA). Gene Ontology annotation, molecular function: RNA binding. The record is from RefSeq and is a predicted model, not a curated record. The coding region runs from base 13 to 576 and encodes 187 amino acids. Lineage: Eukaryota; Metazoa; Chordata; Mammalia; Primates; Indriidae.